This is a messenger RNA of Nasonia vitripennis (jewel wasp), 5647 nucleotides long. RefSeq names its product phosphatidylinositol 4-kinase, catalytic, beta (gene fwd). The record is from RefSeq and is a predicted model, not a curated record. Gene Ontology annotation, biological process: phosphatidylinositol-mediated signaling; phosphatidylinositol phosphate biosynthetic process. Gene Ontology annotation, cellular component: cytoplasm; membrane. The transcript is spliced from 12 exons. Gene Ontology annotation, molecular function: 1-phosphatidylinositol 4-kinase activity. NCBI's taxonomy places the organism in Eukaryota, Metazoa, Arthropoda, Insecta, Hymenoptera, Pteromalidae. Bases 714 to 3827 code for a protein of 1037 amino acids.
UGGUAGGCGCUGCCGAGUGCCGUCGCCCGUCAGUCGCAACUCGCAGUCGGUGCGUGAGUGUGCAUCGGGGAGCGCGCUAGGCCCUCGAAAUACAUCCAGCAGCAAAGCUGUUACAUACACCCAGUGCUCCGCGCUAAUCCUCGGAAGUGUGUGAAUCGUGCUUCGGCAGCGGUCUCUUCUUCUCCGUUCUGUGCAUCUCUCGAAGCAUCAGUAGCAGCAGCUACAGCUCUGUGUCCGUGUGUAUAUGCGAGUGCCGUUGUAUAUAGUAUACAUCUGCUGGCUGCGCCUGUAAAGCUCGACUGUUCGGGCCAUCAGGUGCGUAGCCUGCUGUGCGCGACGACGAGGAGGAUCGUCGAGAAAGUAAGGUGCGAGGAGACGACAGGUUCGCACGUCUGCUGCACGCGAGAGCAGUAUAGUCCCGUCUCGUACGUGUGCAAGAGCGAGAAGGAGGGAGCGAGCAGCAGAGCAGCAGCCAUUUGCGCCGCGGCGGACUGUCCGAUCCGCGCGAUCUCCAUCAGGCGGAGGAAGAACAUGGCUAUUUGAUAGGGACUCCGGAGGCCGUCGUACCCCGCGUCCUCGCUAUUCCUCCUCGGCGAGACGAAGCCGAGCUGAACAGCAGGGCGGCGCGAGAGUCCGACGUACCGAGCUACCAAGAUAAUUCAAUAUGUUUCUCAGAUGACUGUAAGAGAAGUAAGCGCUCAUUUGGCUUUACCAUGAGCGACAUAAUUGGUAUGUCACUGUCCAGUAAUGGACCUACUUGUCAGGAGAAUAUCAAACUCUUGAAGAAGCAAAUAUUAAGUGGGUGCAAUGUUCCACUUGUUCAUGGCAGACCAAAUUCAACGGUCAAUGUACGCAAUAGAUUGACAACGCAUCAACGAAAUCACAGUCUUGACUUCAGGUCGAUGGGAAUUUUGUUACCACCAGUCCCUCAGGCAACUGUGACUACACUUACGUUACACCAUAGAAAUCGAAGCUUGGAUUCUGCUUUGCAACGAAUUCCCGAAGUUGACGUUACUCCAAGUCCAGAAUGCGAGACAAAUCCAACAACAACAACCAAGUCUGUACCAACUAACAAAAGCCGAAGCAGAGAACGAGAUGAUCUUGCUAGUCUAGGUUCUGAUGAUUCUGGAAUAUUGUGUGGGUCUGACAGUGGCUCCAGUGACAAUGCGAAUAUCACAACAAGGGAGUCGAGCGUAGAUCACCUACACAGCAGAGAGAGCCUGGACUCCUCGCUAUCGCAAGAGCGAGACAUGGACGUCGAUGUCGUCGACGGAGACAUGUGCAACCUGUCGAUAUCACCUGUCCAGUUAGGACUCGGCGACUCUGCCAUCGACGAUGAUCAGCGCAGCAGUGUAGUAUCGAACGAUCCCGAGCAGGGCAAACACAGUGAGCAGUGCGUCUCCAAAGAACUGCGAAACGUCUGUGACUAUUCGACCAAAGAACUAUGCGACACGCAGUCCGAUGCGGUGGAUUUCCAGGGCACACUAGAGAUCGCGGUACCGCCACGGGAUUUGGCGGGUGCUGCGAUGACGCUUUGUUGCGGCACCGGCCAGCCGGAGACGGAAACCGUCAAGAGGCAGCCAACCGUUCAGAGGCAAGAGACUGCACAGCCAAAACCCACCGAGGGAUGUUUACUUAGGUUAUUCGAAAGUCAAGUCUUCGAUAUGUCCAUGGCUAUAUCUUAUUUAUUUAAUUCCAAGGAGCCUGGAGUACAAAGCUAUCUUGGAAACAAAUUGUUUAGUUUUCUCGAUAAUGAUGUGGAUUUCUAUUUACCACAGCUGGUUUUAAUGUAUAUACAAUUGCACGACGUUACGGAAGUUCUAUAUCCAUAUCUUGUUCAUAGGUGUAGGCAUUCGGUAGAUUUUUCGUUGAAAUGUGCUUGGUUGCUAGACGCGUACAGUUCAGAUACUCACUUGCCAUCAAAAAAGAAAUCCCACGGGACCAAGCUGAAAAAUUUGAUACUUUCAGAUGAACUCAGACCAAAGGGAAAGCUGCGCACAUCUGGAUUACAAGUCCAGAUCGCACCUCCUUUACCGAUUGCUCAAUCUGUAGCAUCUCCUAACAAAAAAACCCACCAAAGAUCUCAAUCUGAUGCCACUGGACUCUUUCAAAGUCUGCGUCGUAGCCAUUCCGGUUUAAUAAAUAAAGCUAGCCUCGGAGACCUCAGUUCUGGUCGAGCGUUUGACAAUGGAUGUACCUGCUUUGAUUCCUGCCAAGGAGUGGUGAACGAUUUACGGGGCCAAAAGACUGACUGUGUCUGUAAUGCACCUCGGCUCGCACCUGAGCUGGAGUUCAUUCGGGCACUCAUAACAAUUGGAAAGUUACUCGGAACAAUUCCUACGAAAGAAGGCAAAACGGUUCAAUUGGUUGCUGAGCUGAAUACUCUCAACUUGAAUCUCCCGGCCAGAGUGUGGCUUCCUUUACACUCGACUGUGCCGCACCACAUCGUUAGAGUUCCACCACAAUAUGCAGCAGUCCUCAACAGUAAAGAUAAAGCUCCAUACAUUAUAUACGUAGAAGUUCUCGAAGUCGAUGAUUUGUACACAUCACCAGUGCCAACUAAAAUAAUGGGAAGUUCAUUAAGACAUACGAAAUCCGAAGAAAAUCUGACGGGCGUUGAACAAUCCGGACAAACUAAUGUGCCAAGUGAAAAUACUCAACAAUCGUUGCCUGCGAAACAAACCCCGGUCAGAGCAGGCUAUCCGAGGAAUCCAGAAGUAUCGUUCAAUUUCAUCGAUGACGAUCCCAAUGAUUGUUGGAGUCAAGAAGAUGACGAGAUCACGCAACAGUAUCUACAGCUUCGAAAAGCAAAGGACAGAGAUACGAUUUCGCAAGUAAGUCAAGACUCGUCUGAUAGUCGUGAGCCGGUCUUUGUUCCCGGCGACAUUAAGAGACGUCUAAACGAGAUGGCAUCAGCACCAAAGGCCACCUUUAAUCACGAUCCUGAGGACCCGUCUGCCGCUGUCCUGAAAGAGCCAUGGGAGCAGAAACAAAAGCGCAUCAGGACAUCGAGUCCUUACGGUCACUUGGCUUCAUGGAAACUGCUUGCAGUUAUCGUUAAGUGCGGUGAUGAUUUGCGACAAGAACUUCUCGCUUCGCAAUUGUUAAUGAUGCUCCAGAAGGUUUGGCAAGAAGAAAUGUUGCCUCUCUGGUUGCGACCGUACAAAAUUCUAUGUCUUUCGAAUGAUAGUGGACUCAUUGAACCUAUCUUAAAUACAGUAUCUCUACAUCAAGUGAAAAAGCAUUGUCAGCUAACUCUAUUGCAGUACUUUGAACGGGAGUUCGGUCCCACGGAUUCGCAAGCUUUCCUUAUCGCACAAAAGAAUUUCGUCCAAAGCUGUGCUGCUUAUUGUCUUGUUAGUUAUCUGAUUCAAGUCAAAGAUCGCCAUAACGGCAAUAUCUUACUCCACAGCGACGGUCAUCUCAUACAUAUUGAUUUUGGCUUUAUUUUGUCAACUUCGCCGCGAAAUCUCGGCUUCGAGACUAGCCCAUUCAAACUGACGCCGGAAUUCGUCGAGGUGAUGGGUGGUAAACAAUCGAAGAUGUUCGAGGAUUUCAAGUCGCUAAUUCUGCAAGGCUUGAUCGCCGCGAGAAAACACAUGGAAAAAAUAGUAAAUCUUGUGGAGAUCAUGAUAUCAGGUUGUCAGUUGCCUUGUUUCCGCAACGGGGGUGCAUCGACAGUUCAAGGAUUGAAGAAUAGGUUUCAUCUAACCUUGACUGAAGAUCAAUUGCGCAAACAUGUUGAUGACCUAGUAGAAGGAAGUCUCCACUCAUGGUCUACAAAACUUUACGAUCGAUACCAGUACUUUGCGAAUGGCACGCUUUAAGCGCAAAUAUCUAUACAAAAUUCAUCCUUUCGAUUUUGACAUCCGUCGACGUUUCAGUAGGAGCAGAUCUAUAAAAUAUAAAUUUGCGAAAGUACGAGUUCAUCAACGAUUCCAAAGAGUAACGGAAUAUCUCUGGCUCGAAAACGUUUGCGAAAGUCAAGGUGGUUCUUUCGCGUUAGAGUUUAAAUAAACGCCAGCGAUGUUAGACUACCGAUGCUUGUGCUUUUGUUUAUUUGAAUAUAAUCACUUUAAAUAACCCUAAUGCUUGUUAAGAAAUGCUUUGCCAAGCGUUCGGAGAAAAUAUCUAUUCACGUGAAAAAGGGGAUUCGUAAACAAAAGCCGAAGCAUCGGCGUGCUUGGGCGCCUGGAUAUAACAUAGUUAGUCCAAAUUUUAUAGACGCUUCUUCGUAAUCUCAAAAGAUAUACUUCAUAGCAUUCCAGAAGCAAAAAAGCUAUAUCGACGAGUAUUCAACAAUGGGUGAAGACUGAAAAUAUUUCGUAUUUCAUGUGUCGCGACUUAGCUUCAUUAAAAAACAAAAAUAAAUAAAUAAAUAAAUCGUAAAUACGUAUAUAGAAAAUUUAAACUUCUGAUCGAAUAAUAAAACUAGUAAUCGUCAUCGGCAAAUAAAACUCGAAUAUUGCGAAGAUUCCACGAAGAUAAAAAAAGUUCUUGACGGUAAAAAUAUUGAUAGAAAAAAAAGUACCAUUGACGGUAGUUUGUGAAAGUGUCCGUUUUGUUACAUAGACUUCGGUAUGUAUGAAUUUCGACUGACACGUUACACGGUAUGUUACAGAUUCGGUACAAGUAUGUAAAUCUGUAGCAUUGUAGUUACAAGCUGCUGUUGUCAGAGUAAUUCGUUGAAGGUGCCUUAUAAAUAGAUAACAAAAUAAAUAAGACCGAUGAGAGUUAAGGAAACAAAGUAAAAUACAGUGCAGUGUAUUGAAAUGGUCGUCGUUAUAAAGAGGACAAUCUGCAAUUUGUAAAUAUUCGUAAAUUAAAAGAGAUCAGUAUGUAGUUAUAAUUCGGUAAAAAAUGACUCGAUGAGUGUAUGAGGGCGGAUGAUUAACAAUUGCGACCCUGAACUGAGGGUAGUGAAAAAAAACAAUGGGAGGUGAAUACUCAAAAUAUUUCCUACUUUAUAUAUGUAUAAAUACAAAGGCGUUAAUGCUGCUAUUUACGGCAAAAGUGUAAUUCCAGCAGAGGUAACAGCCAUUAACUGCAAUGAACUUUUUAAAUUUGCAAUCGUAAGUUUUUAUAUGUUCUUAAUACAUAAUUUCAUAGUCGUAAAAUCAUAAAAAACGCCAAGAUAUGCAUCAUAGUUCAAGAGAGACAGUUAUUUAAGGAAAUAAGCAAAAAUGUAAGAGUGCAGUCCUGCAUUCUCGUCUAUGUUCGAGCGAUUAAAUUAUGCUAUUACAGAAAAGAACCUAUUGUACAUACAUAAUUGAAACUCAUUGUUUAGCAUGUAAUUGCAGAUGAAUGUGCAUAGCUUAAUUAAAAGCCACGGGAGGACAAGUCCAAGCUUACCUUGUUGAGAGGUUUUGUAAAACCUCCGUGACUUCAAAGUGUCUUAUCUCCUUUUUCUUCUAUCUUUGUUGUCUCAUCGAUCAACGGACAGGCCAGCAGUGUUGAUGUAACGACAAGUGUGUACAGGGCUUUAAAUGAAAAAAAGAGAGAGACAUGUUCCUAUUUUUUGUGGAUUGAGAAGUCUUCUCGUAGCGCGAAUUUUGUCUCUUUGUUAUGUUUCUGGUCUGCCUCGUUCUUUUGCCUCAUUACAAGCUAUUAAUGACAUUAAAUACGAAUAAAUAUAAAUCACAAAUAA